Messenger RNA from Aspergillus homomorphus CBS 101889, 1200 nucleotides. Its product is annotated as Rtr1/RPAP2 family protein phosphatase. Gene Ontology annotation, molecular function: RNA polymerase core enzyme binding; RNA polymerase II CTD heptapeptide repeat phosphatase activity. The record is from RefSeq and is a predicted model, not a curated record. The transcript has a single exon. The coding region runs from base 107 to 1108 and encodes 333 amino acids. NCBI's taxonomy places the organism in Eukaryota, Fungi, Ascomycota, Eurotiomycetes, Eurotiales, Aspergillaceae. Gene Ontology annotation, cellular component: cytoplasm; nucleus.
CCCUCUCUCCGUCCCCAACUCAUUACUGCAGAUUUAGCCUCCCUAUUCACUUCAUUUUAUUUCUUUUCUGCUUUCUCAAAAGUGUAUAUCCUGUUUCCGAAAUACCAUGUCUUUGGAUCGGCACAUACUCAAAACCUCUCUUCCGUCCGCUCACGCCGCAUCCGCAUCGCUAACUCGCUCGAAGCCCGUUACCACUCGUGGUGGAGGAGCGCCACCCAACGCCGGCAUGUCACAACAGGAGAAAGGAUCAUUAUCAAACAGGCCAGGCACUGAUCCCCGUCAUAUGGCCAUUGCGCUUCACCAUGCACGUCAGAUCCAAGCCCAGAAGGAUGCAGAGGCGCUCAUUCUUGAUCGCAUCCUCGACCUUGUCCAGUUCCCAGCCUCCUCAUCCGCCGAUCCCAGCUCCCCGUCCCCCGAAGAUGCUCGCGCCUUUAAGUCUGCUUUGAUACCCUUUCAACCCGCCGACUACGACAAUCUUAUUCUGGAAAGAAACAUCGAAGGAUUAUGCGGUUAUACUCUGUGUCCACAUGAACAUCGCAAGGAGGACUCGCGAGGGGCCUUCCGCAUAACGUGGGGCUCGAAGGGUAGCGGCCCCGGCGGACGCGGGCGGGAGAUGAAUAUCGUCCCCAGAGAGAAGCUAGAGAUGUGGUGUUCCGAUGCAUGUGCCGAAAGGGCAAUGUUCAUCCGAGUGCAGCUGGCCGAGCAGCCCGUCUGGGAAAGGAGAGCAGGCGACACUCGCGGCACCCACAUUCUUCUGCUCGAAGAGGAACGGGCGAGAUCACAGCAACAAGGCAAGGGCAAAGGCAAGAAAAGGAGCACGACCACUGUCAACGAGGUUGCCGGCCAGCUAGGUGACUUGCAUGUGCACGAGGGGCAAAGCCCCAGCGACGUGUUUGAUCACAUGGCUAACCUCUCGGUUCGCGAUGACGCACGCUCGCAGGAGUUGGCCCUGGAGCGUGGAGAUGUGCACCCUGCAUUAUACACGGGCCGCGUGGAUAUCAAUGUCCAGGAGAACAGUCACACUGCUGGUCCGGUGACGGCACCACAGAUGCGACCGGGCGAUGAGAAGGGUGGCUCCAUCGAAGGUUAUGUACCUCGCGAUCAUUGAGCAUUUCGUUUCAUGCAGUAGAUGACGGCACUCCCCUGAUUAAGCAGAGGCGUUGGCAUUACGGGGGCGUUGUACUUCCAGGAUGAUACCCA